AUGGGUAAAGUAAUUGGAGGGCCAUUCCACCUACCGGAGCUUGGCUGCCGCUUCUACUGGCGCCCUGCUCCAACUGACAAUGAGGACAUCGACCGGUUCGAGUUGCUGCGUAAGGAGUUGGACUCUGGCGUUGCGGACGAAGAAGAUGUUCAGAGUUGGCGUACUGAUAACGUCCCGGAAGAGAAGCCUUUCUCUUCCAAAACGUCGGACAAGAUCCCCCAGUCGAACACAUCCACGGAAGCGAAGAAGCAUUCAUCUACAACUACCC
Gregarina niphandrodes is the source of this 268-nucleotide messenger RNA. RefSeq lists its product as hypothetical. The record is from RefSeq and is a predicted model, not a curated record. NCBI's taxonomy places the organism in Eukaryota, Apicomplexa, Conoidasida, Eugregarinorida, Gregarinidae. The annotation marks the transcript as partial. The transcript has a single exon.